Molecule: messenger RNA, 4142 nt
Organism: Paramuricea clavata
Lineage: Eukaryota; Metazoa; Cnidaria; Anthozoa; Malacalcyonacea; Plexauridae
Source: the annotation of a GenBank genome assembly
GGGAAAUUGGGACCAUGUGACCUGGCAUAUUGACCUCGUGCAGUUGUAAACAAACCAGGCAAACUUAUGAUUUUGUAGUGAAAAUAAUACAAUAAAUAAACACGUAUAAAAUAUAUAAUAUUUGCAGUAAUUGCGUUCAUAAUGCUUGGGCAGUCGAAAAUAUCCAGUUUCUUUAAAUCACAACCGAUGAAGCGACCCUUGGAAGAUCUGCAAUCUUGCCAAUCUUCACCGCCAUCAAAAGCAAUGAAGACAGACGGUUCUGGUUUGAGUCCGGAGCAGAAAGCAGCUAUUCAGGAGAAAAAACAAGCUGCUUUGGCAAAGUUAGCAAGUAAAACUGCACCAUGUGGUAUGGGGCAAAGUUGGAAGAAAGCUCUGGAACCAGAAUUUUCCAAAGAUUACUUUAAGAAAGUAUGCAUUUUUUGAAAUGUUUCAAAUUGUAAAUUGUAUUGUAAUACUGUACUAGAUAGUUUAGUCAGCCUACUGGAUUGUAUGUAAGACUAUGCCGUGUUUACUCGCCAAGCCUUGGCCUAGUUGCCUAGUCUAGCUUACCUUUUCACUUGUGUGGUAGAUUUAAUUGAUUGAAAACCUGACCAAGUCACCAAGGCCAUGCCAAAGAUAGCUAAUGUCAGCUAUGGGCUAAUGGCCUAUGGUGCACAUUCUAAGGUUGGGUUAGGGAAUACCAGAAGAUAGCCUACGGGUCAUUUAGAAAUAUGCUUAUAACAACACAAAGGGGGUUUAUACAAAUCAGUAGCUGCAUUAAAGAUUUUGCAGGGCCUACACCCCUAGGGUGAAGGGUCCCUUAUCAAUUAAGUUGAAGUUCAGGGACAUGCCCCACCUGCUCUUGUCCUAUUGGAGGGCCUGUUGGUCGUAACACACAUUGAUAAUUUCAUGUUGUACAUCACAUGAUAGCUAGAGAUCCCAAACAAUAAGUGUGCAUUAGGCUGUCUUAAGGGGUGGACCAUUUCGGCUGUCUACUUGUGCUGGAGUUUUUUGUAGAAUUCCAAAGGUAUUUUUCUUUGCUUUCCCUCUUUGCACAAUUUGUUUUCUUUUGUUUUCCUUUGCGCAAAUUUUUUUUUUGUUUCCCCCCAUCACUUUUCUAACGGUCCGCCCCUAACUUUCUUGCUAAUCUUUAUCUGGCCAAAUAUUGGAAUAUGCAAUAUACAAGGAGUGAACCAAUAUACACUUUUGAGCACCCUAGAAAAUUCACCAACUAAUGCUAGCCAAGCUGAAUAUCCUAGAUUUGUGGAGGUUUUGUGAAGGGGUUAUAUGAAAUUGAUUUUAUGAAAAUAAAUUUUAGCUCAUGCAGUUUGUUGAAUCAGAAAGAAAUUCUCAUACAAUUUAUCCACAAGGUAUGUGAUGUAAUACAUAUUGUAAUGUUCACAAUAAUCAUUCGAUCACCUAGUUGUUCCUAGCUGUGAAUAAUGAAUAAUGUUUUGAAUUUUCUAGAGAGUGAUGUUUAUUCCUGGACAAAACAUUGUUUGAUUAGUGAGGUAGUUCUUCAUGAAUGGAAAAUCAAGUUUUUGGCUUAAAUCAAAUGAAAAUUUAUUAACAUGUUAACUUACAAAAAUGGACAGUUAACCAGUGGUUUUAAUCGGGAGGGUAUCCACCCUCGUUGGUUCUCAUCACUAAAUCAACGUCUCAAGUCACCACUUUAGUAUUAAAGCUCCCUAUACCAUUUUAAGCCCCUACCAUCAUUAUUAAUUAGGACUGAUCCUCCUGCCUGAUUAUAUUUAUUUACUAACCUGUAUAUUCAUGAUAGUUUACUGUGUUUCUUAUAUGUGAUGCAUAUUGUCUGAGUCAAUUAUCACACCCCCUCCCCUCCGGCUCGGACGUGCCUGAAAUAAAUAAGCCCUCUGGGUGUUAAUAGCAAGACCCUGAUAACAGAUUUAUGGUAGUGUAUUAAAUUAUAUUUUCUUAAUUUGAAUUUUUCAAACAAUCUUCUGUGGCUAGGUUAAAGUUGUGAUAAUUGGUCAAGAUCCAUACCAUCAACCAAAGCAGGCUCAUGGUUAGUUCAAGUUUGAUUGUUUAUUUGCAAUAUAUCAUACAUGAAUUAAGGACUUGAGGUACACUAUAUCUUACUUCUACAUGUAGGACUGUGCUUUAGUGUUCCUGCUGGAGUUGCAUCACCACCAAGGUAAUUGGUGCUCACCAAAAUGUCUUCUGUCUUGUAGUAAAUUAAACAUCCAAUUACUAAAACCCUUAGCUGCUCAGAUUCCUGAGUAAUAUUUCUGAGUCAUAGUUUAGCAGGUCUAUGUUGAACAGAGUACUAAUAUACUAUAAAGCAAGGGAGAAAAUCCAUUCCAAAAAGUGGGGGAUGAAUCUGGCUAACAGACACAAUUUAUUUUCUAUUAUAUUAAGAAUGUCCAAAAAUUCGAAUUAAGUCCUUUUUUGGUUUGAAUUAAUUAACAAAUUAGAAUGAAAUUAGAUUUAAUUAACAGCCUUGUUUUAAAGCAAAUGCUAUUGUUGUUGUAUUGAAUUGGUGCAAAGGCGUUACAGUACAAGUUUCAUUUUCCACAUUGCAGUUUAGUGAAUAUUUAUAAAGAACUGCAGAAUGAUAUUCAAGGAUUCUCAAUUCCUAAACAUGGAAAUCUUACUGGAUGGGCAAAACAGGGUACGUAUUUUGUGUUUGUAUUAAUAUUUCAAUCUAUUGGCAGCGAAAGAAAAACAAAACAAAACGGAAAUAUUAGAAGAAAGAGAUUGAAAUUUGUAGGUCAAAAUUGACUUACAAUUUUGAAAUUAAUUGUAGGCCAGAAAAAAUUCUUAAUUUGCACCCUGAUUAAACUGCAUGCAAUGAAAUAUACAAUUUCAAUAUUUGAAUGAUUAGUUGACAGCAGUGGUAAAGCAAUGACAAGUCAAUGACAUCUGAUAAAUCCUCUAGGUGUUCUGUUGCUCAAUGCAUGUUUGACAGUGCGAGCAAGUCAAGCAAAUUCACACAAGGACAAGGUAUUGUAUUUUAAGAGGAAAACCUUUCGAUAUUCUGUGGUGUUCUAAUUAUUAUUUUUUUGCAUUAGUUUGUUGUUUUCUGCCUGAAUUUAGGGUUGGGAGAAAUUUACAGAUGCGGUAAUUAAGUGGAUAAAUCUUCAUCGUGCAAAUGUAGUUUUUCUCUUAUGGGGUUCCUACGCUCAGAAGAAAGGCGCCUGUAUAGAUAAGGUAGGAAAUCACAGGGCUGGAAAAAAAUUAAGGAAUUUUCUUCCUGGGACUGCUGGGAGCACAACCUGGAGUCAAGAAUUUCCUGCACUCCAACGGAAUAAUUUUGUGCUAAAUCUGCAUGUGCACAAACAUCUAGUGUUCUAGCUGACCAUAGUUUUCAAUUCAAGGAAUAAUGUCUGUCAACCAUAUGUUGUUGUGCCCAUAGUGGGACAUGGGUGUUAAGGUUUCCUUUAAAUUUUCAAUAGCAAAUCUUCAUUCAAACGAAUUUCCUGCAGCAGUUUAACAUUUCCUGCGAGCAGUGCUCGCGUGCUCGCCUAUUUUUUCCACCCCUGGGAAAUCACUUGACUUUUCUAAAUGACACUUCUCAUAUAUCUGACCCUGUUUCUGGAGGGUAUCAUUCUUAGCCGGUUUGUCUUUGGUCUAUUACCACUACCCCUUACAAAUUUUCGUAUUAAUACGUUUGAUAUUUUUUGUAUUUAUAUAUUAUAUAUUUUAUUUUAUUUUGUUUUAUUUUAUUUUAUUUUAUUUUAUUUUAGAAAAGGCACGGUGUAUUGAAAUCUGUUCAUCCUUCUCCGCUGUCAGCAUACCGCGGAUUCUUGGGUUGUAAGCAUUUUUCGAAAGCGAAUGAAUAUCUGAAGAACACGAAACAAACUCCAAUAAACUGGUCUGAUCUUCCUGCUGAAGCAUCGUGAAGCCUCAUAGUGAAUGAUUUAGCGAAAAAGGACGCUGUUUAAAAUCUUGAAAAUACGUAGUACACAGAUUACAGCUGUAUUUGGCGAAAGGGACGCUGUUUAGAUUAAUUGUAUAGUAUAGAAGUGUAAAAAUUUGAAAUUAUUUUUGUACAGUAACGAUGAAAAACCCUGUUUUGUUGGUUGUUUUAUAAUAAAAACAAUACCUAAUUUCCUGCGUGAGUAUACGAGUAUAAAUCAUGGAACCCUUAGUUCCAAUGUAUAAAUCUUCCAAAAAAUUUUAAUAAUCAUUCGUCUGUAGAA